This is a messenger RNA of Carassius auratus (goldfish), 2610 nucleotides long. RefSeq lists its product as uncharacterized. Bases 270 to 2429 code for a protein of 719 amino acids. The transcript is spliced from 6 exons. Lineage: Eukaryota; Metazoa; Chordata; Actinopteri; Cypriniformes; Cyprinidae. The record is from RefSeq and is a predicted model, not a curated record. Gene Ontology annotation, molecular function: zinc ion binding.
GUGUAUUAUGUGCUGCUCUCAGGGCAGGAGUACUCAUUCAUAUUACUGUUAUUUUACUCAACUAUGCGCUGCUCUCAGGGAAGGAGUACUCAAUAUUCAUAUUACUGUUAUUUUUUAGUGUAUUAUGUGCUGCUCUCAGGGCUUCAAUACUCAAUAGAUUCAUAUUACUGUGUUAUUUUAGUGUAUUAUAUGCUGCUCUCUGCAAAUGUAGUACUGAGUAGUGCUAGUGCUUUUAUAACCAUUUUAUUUGUUGUUUUUUUUCUAGGCAAAUGGAGAAUAUUUGGCUUGAGGGGAUAAGGCGAAAGUUAAAGAAAGUAAGGGAUGCUAGAGUCAUUCAAGAGGUCAUACCUUUUUCUGGCGAGGAGACUGAUUUCAUGAAGGGUUACAUUAAGAAACUGGAGGAGGAAACCAAAAGCACCUUCAAGUCCCCUGUGUCUACUCAUAAAGACUACUUUUACUUUUCAUGUGAAAGAUCGACCAAAGCAAGUGGGAAAAGCAAAGGAGAACCUACAAAGACAAGAGCUAAUUCCUGCAAAGCUUAUGUGUCAUUUAAAAUAAUCAAAGAUGGUAGUUUUACAGGUGCUGUGGUCAACAAAAUGCUUCAACACAACGGACAUGAUGUGUGCAUGAAAGAAGAGGGCAUAAAAAAUCUCAUUGAUCCAGAGUUAUUGACCUUCAUUGAAAUGUGGCUUGGUCAAGGACUGUCAAUUUCAGAAACACUUUUAAAAUCCGUGGACUGGGCAGAACGUCAUGGACAUAUGGACAAAUAUAAUCGGCGAUAUUACGUUACACCUGAAGAUAUACGAUUGAUCAAGAAGACCAAUAAUGCUCUUAGUUUUCCUGAUGCGAAAGACUGCAUUAGUGUGGACAAGCUGAUCACAUCGGAGCUGCAGGAACACAUUUGUUACUACCAGCCUUUGAGUGAAAAUCAACCACUUAUAAUUGUAGUGCAGACACCCUGGCAAAAGGAUAUACUUAGAGAACAUCCCCAUACCAUGGUAUUCAUGGACGCUACUUACAAAGCCAUGACAUCAUAUGGUUAUGCAUUUUAUGCUCUUCUUUUGACCAACAGUAUUGGAAGAGCAGUCCCAUUUGCUUACUUUAUUAUUAGUGAGGAAUCAGCGGACAUACUUGCUCUCUGCUUGGAAAAGCUCGCAAAUCACAACCCUGGAUUUCUUCCCAGGUCGAUAAUGAUUGACCGUGACCUUAAGGAACUCAAUGCCAUAAGAAGAGUUUUUCCAACAGCCAAGGUUCUUCUUUGCUGGUUUCAUGUACUCCAGGCUGUACAUAGGUGGAUGGUUAAAAGAGAUGGAGGAAACUUGCCAGUGAAUCAGCGGAAUCUUGUGAUUCAAGCAAUGGUUGGAAUGAAAUCCUGUUUAACGGAAGAAGAGUUCAACAGCAUGUCAUCCAGAAAGUGUGAAGAGCUUGAUACAUGUCUUGGUAGUUCUCAUGUAUCAACCUACCUCAAGAAUCAGUGGAUUUGUUUUGGUGAUUUAUGGUCCAAUUUUGGCAGGUCAUUUUAUCACCAUAACAGCGAAACCAACAACAAGGCAGAGAGAUUUUUUCUUACAAUGAAGUACCAGUUCCUUAAGGGAAGAAUGAAUAGCAGGAUUGAUCAGCUUCUUCGCUUACUGUGUGGAGAUGUCCAAAAAUAUUACAGUUACCUGGAUGACCUCACAGAAACUGGACGAAUCAAAGGAGCAAACACUGAAGAGACCACUAAUGCCGCCCAUUCUAUGAUUGCAAAAGGCCUGGGUGCAAAAGUGGAAAUAAAAAAUGGAGUGUGUUUGGUUCCACCCGACACAAGCACACAAUGUCACAGUGUGGACUUGGUCAUGCACAAAUGCGAUUGCAAAAGAUUCCAAUGUGGAUGUGUGUGUAAACACUUAAUUUUUUCACAAAACAUUGCAGAGAAACAAGGACUUAUAAUUCGAGAUCUUAGGGCAGAAGCAGCAAAAAAAAUUGUUGACAGUGAAUCUUACCUCAGGGUCGAUGAAAACCUUACUGUCUACCACUCUGAUGGCAGUGUAGAAACUGUGAGUUGUAAAGGGACCAAAUUUUGCACAUGCAUUGCAAAUAGCCAUGGAGUGGUGUGUGUAUGUAUAUUGGUUCACAACAUUCUAUACCCAACAUCAUCUGAGAACAUACCUGAUGAUUCACACUGCUUUAGGUCCAGUGAGAGAAAACAAGUUACACUGCAAGCCAUGCUUACAGAUCUCCAUGAGUGGAGCAAAUCAGAAAAAUUUUGUGAGGGUAAUGAAGUGUACAGGUUAGUUGAAAGAGCACACAAGUUAGUUUUUUCACAGUUUAGUAAACUGUCAAGAAAAAGAAAAGUGACUGCACUUCAUAGUUAUCGUAAAAGGAUCAAAAAAGCAAAAGAUGUAGUCACUGUACCCUACAUGGUCAAAAAGAAGAAAAAACGUGUUUGAUCUUGUAGAGAUAAGAAAUGUUUCAUUGAUGAAACAAUCACUAUUUGCUUUGCCUAGCGAGAAUGUUUUUUUGUUUGUUUGUUUGUUUUUUCCUCUUGCUGCUACUGUCUUUUUUCAAUGAGUGUUGUACAGAUACUUUGUAUAAGAACAAAUUGAAGGAACAGAUAUGAAUUGUAAGUAA